This is a messenger RNA of Vicia faba (fava bean), 1284 nucleotides long. Lineage: Eukaryota; Viridiplantae; Streptophyta; Magnoliopsida; Fabales; Fabaceae. The record is from the annotation of a GenBank genome assembly.
AUGGCGUGGAGGGUUUUCACAUCACCGCUUGUCAACAAAUUUCAGUUGUACAACAACAAUCUCGCCCCUUUCUUCUUACACUGUUGUAGCUUGAAUUAUGUUAUAUGCAAUUUCAAAGUUCCUUCGACACUAGCCUGCCAAACCUUUCAUUCAGGUCCAUUUUUAAAGUUUAAUCAUGGUGCUAAUGGUGUUAAUGGUGCUAAUGGUGAUGUGAAAGUAAUGAGGAAUAAACUCAAGGGUAAAAGAGGUGUUGUAAGAUGGCUUAAGUUCUUUAGGUUUAAGAAGAAGAAAGAGUUUCAAAGGAUGACUACAGAGGAAAGAAUUUUAUACAAGCUAUUCAAGGCUCGAAAAAAAGAAGAGAAACUCCGCGAAGCUUUGAGGAAGAUUGAGCCUACAGAAUCAUCAGAAACAACCCAUGAUCCUGAGAUAUUGACACCGGAAGAGCACUUUUUCUUCUUAAAAAUGGGUCUGAAAAGCAAAAAUUACGUGCCAGUUGGUAGAAGGGGAAUUUACCAAGGUGUAAUUUUGAACAUGCAUUUACAUUGGAAAAAACAUCAAACUUUGCAAGUGGUGGUGAAGACAUUUUCAGCGGAGGAGGUUAGGGAGAUUGCCACUGAGCUGGCAAGAUUAACCGGAGGUAUAGUGCUUGACAUUCAUGAAGAUGACACAAUAAUAAUGUACAGAGGGAAAAAUUACUCUCAACCACCAACAGAGAUAAUGUCUCCACGAAUCACUCUCUCAAGAAAGAAGGCAUUGGAUAAAUCAAAAUAUAGGGAUGGCCUCCGAGCUGUGAGGAGAUAUAUUCCCAAACUUGAGCAAGAGCUUGAAAUUCUUCGAGCACAACUUAAAAGCACAGGGGAAAGUAACAUAGAAGCAGCAGAGGGAAUUCAAAUAAGUGACAAAGCGAGUGUUGAACCAACUAGUGUUUCAAAUUUCCAAUUAAAGAAAAUCGGUGCGAUGUUUAAUGAUAACAAUGGUUGCUCAGAGGAUGAAGAAGAUCUGGACUCUGAUUUGGAUUCGUAUUCUGAUAAAUUAUCAGACAUCUUUGAGACAGAUUCAGAUACAGAGAACUUGGUAAGGGAGAAGAAACCUCUUUAUUUGGAUGAGUUUAAUAAUUUUCCUGAGCUAAGUGAUGAAGACACAGAUGAUUUUGAAGAGCAUCUGCAACAAAUAUCACUCAACUCCAAAAAUAUGGAAAAAGAUGCUGCUGACUCGCCCAAGUUUGACGAAGUUGACCGGAUUUUUCUGCGUGCUGCAUCAUUUUUAAAGAAAAAGAGAAAUUGA